AUGCAGUUCACUCUUACCGCUGUCCUCGCCCUCGCUGGCGCCGCUGUUGCCCUCCCCCCCGCCCCUGCCCCCGCCGCUGGUGGCAUUGGCAACGCCAACGGUGUUAACAACAAGGGCAACACCAAUGUCAAGUUCCCUGUCCCUGACAACCUCACUGUCAAGCAGGCUCAGGCCAAGUGUGGUGACCAGGCUCAGCUCUCUUGCUGCAACAAGGCUACCUACGCCGGUGACACCACCGAUGUCAACUCUGGCAUGCUCGGCGGUGCUCUCUCCAACCUGAUCGGUGCUGGCUCUGGCGCCGACGGUCUGGGUCUUUUCGACCAGUGCUCCAAGCUGGACCUCCAGAUUCCCCUCCUCAUUGCUGUGCCCAUCCAGGACCUGGUCAACCAGAAGUGCAAACAGAACAUUGCCUGCUGCCAGAACUCCCCCUCCAGCGCCAACUCCGACCUCAUUGGUGUUGGUCUUCCUUGCGUUGCUCUUGGCUCCAUCCUCUAA
Messenger RNA from Penicillium chermesinum, 495 nucleotides. RefSeq names its product hydrophobin family protein. The transcript is spliced from 3 exons. The record is from RefSeq and is a predicted model, not a curated record. Lineage: Eukaryota; Fungi; Ascomycota; Eurotiomycetes; Eurotiales; Aspergillaceae. Gene Ontology annotation, molecular function: structural constituent of cell wall. Gene Ontology annotation, cellular component: fungal-type cell wall. Bases 1 to 495 code for a protein of 164 amino acids.